Messenger RNA from Colletotrichum spaethianum, 1086 nucleotides. RefSeq names its product fluconazole resistance protein 1. Gene Ontology annotation, biological process: regulation of DNA-templated transcription. Bases 1 to 1086 code for a protein of 361 amino acids. The record is from RefSeq and is a predicted model, not a curated record. Gene Ontology annotation, molecular function: zinc ion binding; DNA-binding transcription factor activity, RNA polymerase II-specific. The transcript is spliced from 2 exons. NCBI's taxonomy places the organism in Eukaryota, Fungi, Ascomycota, Sordariomycetes, Glomerellales, Glomerellaceae.
AUGGGAAGCGGUCUACCUACUCCUCCAUUGGAGGAUCAGAAGUCGAGGAAGAGCUCGUCCAGCUCCAAGUCCAUCAAGCCCAAUCGCCACACUGCCAAGCGUGCCAGCCCUCACAACGCAACACAACACCACGACCACGCUGCCCAAGGCAUGUCUGCCGAUGGUCGUCAUAAGAGAGUGUGGAAGGCUUGCGAAAGAUGCCGCAUGAAGAAGACCAAGUGCGACGGAGAAUUCCCCUGCAAGAGGUGUAAGGACGAUGGUCUAGUCUGCACUGCCGGCGUUCGCAAGAAGACGGAAUACAAGCAGCUCCCUCGAGGAUACGCCGAAGUUCUGGAGCACACCCAGUUCGCCCUCAUCGCCACCGUCCACAAGCUUUACUCCAUGGUCAGGAAUCAACAACAAUGGGACCUGGGUGAACCCGAGCUCAACGACAGGGGACAGCCGGUCAUCCACAACAUUGCUCAGAAGCUUGGAUGUAUCCGCCCCAACAGCGACAUUGACCUGCCGGUGCACUCGGUCUUCCCCGAGGACGAGGCAGGCUUGGCCGAGCUGGCGCACCAAUUGGAAGAGCAACAAAAGGAACGCGAUGUCGAGAAGGCGAUGAAGGUUGAGGCCGACUCUACUUCUAGCUGCGAACGAUCCGACCGCGCCAGCUCUUCCGAGAUUGAUCACUCCGAGUUCGAAGCCGAUUACCGCAAAGCCGUCUUUGGCGGCCACAACAACCCGAUGACGAUGUCGCCGCAAAGCUUUUCCACGGGCUACACCGAAUUCGACGUCGACUCCGUUGCCUCGCCCAUCGACCCGGCUGCCGCCAUGUUCCAACAAAACCAGUCCCCGCCCAUGAACACAUAUCAACAAUGGAACAUGCCCAGGCAAACUGCACCCCCUUCCAUGGAUCUCACGCAACAGUUUUUCCAGCAUCCUAGCGCCCUCGCCGGUAUGGAUAUGCUAAACCAAGGCCUCCUUGAAUCGGAAUUCGGAACCAUCAAGCCCCAUGUCCUCAACUGCCCGAAUCCCGAAGUCAUGAUGGGCAUGGGCGACCCAAUGAUCUAUGGAGGCUACGACGGCGAGCCCAUGCGACUAUAG